CAGACGACAGUCGGAUGUGGAUAGUCGUCGUCGUAAUGCGGGAAUGGUUCGUAAAUUCUCGGAGCCAUGUCUGGAGGGCACUUAUCGAGGGUGGACCAGUAACCGUCGCACACCGCCACCAAUUCGACGAAUGAGCAGCGAUGCAGAGCCAAGAGUUCGACGUGCACGCUCUGCGUUCGUUACGGCCAAUAAAGCCAAUGCCCGCAGUGGCACGAUGCUGAGUCAACGAACUCUCGAGGAAUGCAAGAAGGCAACCCGUAAGUCGUAUCCAUCAAAAAUGAGCAGUACAGCCGCAUUCUUAUCGGAAGGUCUAGGGAGCAGGCGUGAUCCAGCCACGACUGUAUCAGAUUGUGUGUCGUUUCACGUCGAUGUAAGUGAUACGAUAGGUGAUCGUUAUUGUGUUGGUGAGCAGUUCGAUGUGCCAUGUGAACCGGGACCAUCAAAGCGAUAUUUUGAUGAAAUUGGUGAAUUGGGGACGAUGAUGAAACCGACAGCAUCGUGUAGCAACCAGGUUCGUUGUGUCUCAGAAUUAUCAAUUGUUGUUCAACGAGAAGAAUAUUGGAAAACAUUCGUAUUCUUCACUGUGUUCUCAGAUGAUUUCGUUGCUGCUUUUCAAAGCUGCAAAAGUUAUGUAAGAUGA
Molecule: messenger RNA, 640 nt
Organism: Anisakis simplex (herring worm)
Lineage: Eukaryota; Metazoa; Nematoda; Chromadorea; Rhabditida; Anisakidae
Source: the annotation of a GenBank genome assembly